UUUAAUGAUGUCAUUGGAAGGGUGAUCGAAUGAAUAAAAGGUUUCGAAACACAACUUGGGCAAAUUUGUUUGAAAAAUAAUAUUCAUUUGACGGAAGAUAGAUCAAAGACACAAUGAAAGUAUUUUAUGUGGCAGGAUUUUAUUUACUAUUGAAGGUAACAACUUCAUACGUCACCACACCAAUUACAACACCAUCUUUUGACAUCACUAGUUGCGGAAAUAUUACUUGCUUUAACGAUGGUAUAUGUCGUAACAGAAGCCAUGGGGAACAGUUUUGCGUGUGCCACCGUGGAUAUAAAGGAUACAAUUGUAGUGAAGAUGAAGAUGAAUGCAAUUUUGGAGACCCGUGUUUUCACCGCGGACGGUGCCAAAAUUAUAUCGGAAGCUACAAAUGUGUGUGUUUAAGUGGUUGGUUUGGCGAGGAAGAUCAUUGCAAUAUAAAGGACAAUUUAACCACUGUACGUGAAUGCGACAAAGGAUGGUUUGGGGAAUGGUGUCAGGAUCAGUGUCUUAAUGAUACAAUGUGCCGAUCAAACGAGUUUUUUGCACCUUUCGUAAUACCGGUUUAGUUUCAACAAGUGGUCAUCAAUGCCGUUGUGCUCCUGGAUGGUUUGGUAGAAAUUGUACUAUUGACAAAGAUGAGUGCAGAACACACCCAUGUCCAAAAACUGCGACAUGUAUUAAUACACCGGGUUCGUUUGAUUGUCACUGCCUUUCUGCUUGGAAGGGAGUUAACUGUAAUAUUGAUGUGGACGAGUGUUUGACAAAUCCUUGUAAACAUUCAUCAAAUUGCACGAAUACACUAGGGAGUUACAACUGCACAUGCGCAGAAGGAUGGACGGGAGAUAACUGUGAAGGAGAUAUUGACGAGUGCGCAAUGAAUCCAUGUAAUGGUUCUACCAACUGCGAAAACGUCCCUGGAUCUUAUACAUG
This is a messenger RNA of Ruditapes philippinarum (Manila clam), 933 nucleotides long. Its product is annotated as protein jagged-1a-like. The transcript has 6 exons. Lineage: Eukaryota; Metazoa; Mollusca; Bivalvia; Venerida; Veneridae. Gene Ontology annotation, cellular component: plasma membrane; protein-containing complex. Bases 114 to 569 code for a protein of 151 amino acids. Gene Ontology annotation, biological process: establishment or maintenance of epithelial cell apical/basal polarity; heterophilic cell-cell adhesion. Gene Ontology annotation, molecular function: calcium ion binding. The record is from RefSeq and is a predicted model, not a curated record.